AUGGAGCCAUUCAGACUCACUGCUUCUCAAGCCCGCAAUGAGAUUCGCUCGGGUAGUUUGACUGUCGAGCAGUAUGCUCAGUCUUUACUUUCUAGAAUCAGUGAACGAGAUUCUAUAGUCAAAGGAUGGGCUCAUUUCAACUCCGAUUUGGUGAUCGAGCAAGCUAAAAUCUUGGACCGCAUUGCCCCAGAAAACCGAGGCCCAUUGCAUGGAGUAGCUAUUGCUGUAAAGGAUGUCAUAUACACUAAAGAUAUGCCUACGCAACAUAACUCUCCGCUUUACGUUGGAAGUCAUCCCGAGGUUGACGCUGCAUCAGUUCAAAUUUUGCGUCAAGCUGGUGCAUUGAUAUUGGGUAAGACCACUACUACCGAAUUUGCAGCAACUCUCAAGGGCCCAGCCACCUGCAACCCACAUGAUCCUACACGUACUCCUGGGGGUUCCUCGAGUGGAUCUGGUGCAGUAGUUGGCGACUUCCAGGCACCUAUCGGUCUUGGAACACAGACUGGUGGAAGCACCAUUCGCCCAGGCUCCUUCAAUGGAAUUUAUGCAAUGAAGCCAACGUGGAACUCCAUUAGCCGGGAGGGUCAGAAAAUAUAUUCCCUUAUCCUCGACACUUUGGGUCUCUACGCACGCUCCAUUGAGGACCUCCAGCUUCUUGCGGAUGUGUUCCACCUAGAAGAUGACGAUGUACCCGAUGAAAAUUUCGAUAUAGCCAAGGCCAAGUUUGCUGUUUGCAAGACCAUGAUGUGGUCAUCUGCGGGACCGGGCACCGAAGCUGCUAUGAGUAAAGCUGUGCAACUGCUGAGAGAUCAUGGAGCCGAGGUAGAGGAGAUUGAGUUUUCUCCAGAGCUUCAGAAACUUCCCGAGUGGCAUUUGACCAUUAUGCACGGGGAUGGUAGAGCUGCAUUUCUUCCAGAUUAUGUAGUAAAUAAGCAGGACAUGAACGAGCUGCUUGUGGACCACGUUGAAGAUGUAUGGAAGAUCUCACACGCUGACUUCCUAGAGGCCUUUGAUAAUAUUGGCGCAGCCCGGCCCAAGGUGGACAAAAUGCUCGGCGGCUAUGCUGCAGUCUUAGUUCCCAGCAUCCCAGAUGAAGCUCCCGUAGGCCAAGAUUCUACGGGCAGUGCUGUUUUUAACUGUAUUUGGACGGCUCUUCAUACCCCAGUCGUCAAUAUGCCGGGCUUCAAGGGACCCAAUGGACUGCCAGUGGGAGUAUCUCUCGUGGCGCCUCGAUAUCGAGACCGUCAUUUGUUAACAGUUUGCGAAGCAGUCGGACGUAUCUUUGAGUCUGAGGGUGGGUGGAAGUCACAACUUUAG
Messenger RNA from Penicillium taxi, 1317 nucleotides. Its product is annotated as amidase. Gene Ontology annotation, molecular function: catalytic activity. The record is from RefSeq and is a predicted model, not a curated record. The transcript has 4 exons. The coding region runs from base 1 to 1317 and encodes 438 amino acids. NCBI's taxonomy places the organism in Eukaryota, Fungi, Ascomycota, Eurotiomycetes, Eurotiales, Aspergillaceae.